Messenger RNA from Nasonia vitripennis (jewel wasp), 817 nucleotides. RefSeq names its product membrane magnesium transporter 1 (gene EMC5). The record is from RefSeq and is a predicted model, not a curated record. Lineage: Eukaryota; Metazoa; Arthropoda; Insecta; Hymenoptera; Pteromalidae. The transcript has 3 exons. Bases 279 to 572 code for a protein of 97 amino acids. Gene Ontology annotation, cellular component: Golgi apparatus; plasma membrane; early endosome.
UGUGCGGUAUCGCUGACCAUGGCAUAUAGGCCAUAGGCUGCUAGAGUCUAGAGUAAACGCAUAAGCAUCGUACAGAUGUAUAACAACUGUUUGCCCAAUUGUUGAGAAUUAUUUAUUCUAGUUAUUAGGAAUCUAGUUAAUUUUGUAAAUAAUACAAAAACAUGGCUGCCAAAACGGUACACAAAAUUGCCACAUUCCUAGGAUUCGUCUCGAUUUUCCACGCAGCUUACUCAGCCGUUCAACGUGAGUGAUAUUGAGAUUUCGAUGAUUAUUAUGCGAUGAGCUGUAUGUUGUUCAACUACCGCUCCUAUUUGAGGAUAACAGAGCAAGAAUUUACAACGUUACCAAUAGAUAUAAUCAUACAAGGCAUCGCCAGUCUCUUUGCUGUUAUGUACGGGGUAAUGCACAUAGCUGGUGACUUCAAAGAAAUAAGAGCUGUUGUGGAUCUAGAAAACAAGUCAUGGGAAACACUGCGCAAUCUACCUUCAUUUCAAAUAUUUAACCAUCGAGGCAGGUCCUUAUCGCCGGAAUAUUUGGUGGCAGAAACUGACAGGAGAGACAAAAAGCGUUAAUGUCACAUCUUUUUUCAAAACAAAUUCUUCGAUACUGUGCACCAGAUGAACUUUAGCCAAUUGUUAUUGAAUAGGUAAUUUAAUAAAUUCUGAUGAUUAAUUAAGUGAGAUAGGAUUGCACUUUAUCACUUUUUUGCAUUGGAGAAGUGCAAUACCAAGAUAUGCAUUGUUACGUGUGAAUUCUGGAGUAUGUCUGUAAAGUCACUUUAUUACAAAGCCAUGAAAUAAAUUUUUAUCUCAUUGAA